Molecule: messenger RNA, 1056 nt
Organism: Salvia splendens (bonfire salvia)
Lineage: Eukaryota; Viridiplantae; Streptophyta; Magnoliopsida; Lamiales; Lamiaceae
Exons: 9
Coding region: 83-934 (283 amino acids)
Cellular component (GO): membrane
Source: RefSeq, a predicted model, not a curated record
AUUGCAUCCCCAUUUUCCUAAUAAUUACACAACCGCUCCACUCCGGCGAUCAUUUCACCGGAAAAUUGAAAUUGAAAUUGAAAUGGAGAAUUCCGGAACGGCGGAGGGAGUCGGAUACUGGUUACAGUGGCAGGUACUCCUUUCCGCGCUCGUAUGCGUGGUCCCCACGGUGAUCGCGGUCAGAUUCCUCCGCAGGAUAGGCGGCGGAAGCGAUCCGCUGAAGCCGGCCGAUCUCUGGUCUCCGUGCUGGCGGAAUCUCCAUCCUCGAUGGCUCCUCUUCUACCGCGCCUUCGCCUUCAUCUCCAUGGCUUACCUGCUCUACCAGACUGUUGCUGCCUUGGGCUUCAUCGUCUUCUUCUUCUACACUCAGUGGACGUUUGUUCUAGUGCUAGUAUACUUUGGGAUUGCUACUCUCGUCUCGAUUAGAGGAUGUGCGAAAGCCGGGGAGAAGGAAUCAGAUGAGAAGCUUGGAUUUCUCGAACACCUAAUGCAAAUCAUCUAUCAGACAUCUGCAGGAGCCAUCAUGCUCACGGAUAUUGUGUUUUGGUGCCUCUUGCUUCCAUUCAUGUUGGGGGAGAGCUUUCAGCUCACUCUUUUGAUCGGGUCCAUGCACUCUGUAAAUGCUGUCUUUCUCAUUCUUGAACUUGCCCUCAAUCGCAUGCCAUUUACUUGGUUCGGGCUUAUCUACUUUAUUCUGUGGAGCUGCUCCUACGUCGUCUUUCAAUGGGCUAUUCAUGCUUGUUGCGUCAAAUGGUGGCCAUAUCCUUUUCUUGACCUUUCAACACCAUGGGCACCUCUAUGGUAUCUGGCUCUAGCAUUGGUUCACAUCCCCUUCUACGGAUUGUAUGUAUGGCUUACAAAAGCAAAACAUAAGGCCUUCUCAACAUGGUUUCCCAAUGCUUUUGUGAGGUUUCCGGAAAAGAAAGAAAUUUAGGGUUCGCCAGAUUCUUGCAAUUGGAAAUAGAUGCAUGUAAAAUGUACGAGGAGUUAGACAGAAGUGUACAACAAUAAGAUCAAUAUUUAUGCGAGAUGAUAUGCUCUAUCAUUCUCUUUGAA